Dibothriocephalus latus is the source of this 1143-nucleotide messenger RNA. Lineage: Eukaryota; Metazoa; Platyhelminthes; Cestoda; Diphyllobothriidea; Diphyllobothriidae. The record is from the annotation of a GenBank genome assembly.
AUGAGCCAUAAGGAGGGACGAUAUCUGGUGUCGGCUAAGGUUCUCCGUCUCCUCCAUUGCUUCCGUCUGAUUAAUGACCGAUUCCACAGCUGCAAUCAUGUUGGCAUGUUUAGUCGUAAGUGGUCGAAGAUUUUCGUUGCAUCAGUCGCACUCUACUUUACUUCAUUCGCCCGAGCCCGGAGUCAAGACAAGAUCAUGAAGACCGGAGGCGGGAUCGAGCGCGGAUGGAUGGCAUGGCCACAGGCGGAUGCUUGGCGUCUUCGUGGCGAUGAUCGUGUCCGGAACAAAAUCACUUUGUCUCAUCAGUACCCUGUUCCGUAUCUUCAGGAUUUUGCCGGUGACCUAUUCGACAAGUCUGCAUUCUCGAGGGUUCACACUGUCCUGGCCUUUCAUCAAAUCCCUAUUGCCCUGGAGGAUGAGUCAAGUCACCGUGAAGCUGGUUUCCGUUCAUAUCCUCUGGCCUGGGAUGCACCAGGACCUCAAAAUUUGGACACGGGCUUGCCUCAGCUGUCAACGGAACAGGUAGCAUCUAUACAACAAGGUACUCAUUGCCACGCCCACCCUGACACCGUAGGUCUUCUGCAUCUGCUCACUGGUUGUUCUUAUCGCCUCACAUGUGUGGAUCGAUUCACACGGUGGCCAAAGGCUAUUCCUAUGCCGGAUGUCGUUGCUUCAACGGUGUUCAAGGCUUUCUCGGACCUUGACUAUUUCACCGCUGAGCUGGUCUUUGGUGCCACUGUCCGACUUUCCAGUGAGAUGAUCUCGUCAUCCAAUGAAGGUGCAGUCGCGGAUCCUAUCAACCCCCUGCACGUCUCCGGCAGCUUUGGCGGACGCCAUCUCCGACAUAACCCUGGACACCAGCUGGGUCGGACAAAACAAGCAUACGCACUCACAGACGGCGCAGUUGGUCCACCACUGGGGUCUACCAGAUGGGUCGCACUUACAGACGGCGCAGUUGGUCCACCACUGGGGUCUACCAGAUGGGUCUCCACUCACAGAUGGCGCAGUUGGUCCACCACUGGUGUCUAUCAGAUGGGUCAUUUCACAGACGGCGCAGUUGGUCCACCACUGGUGUCUAUCAGAUGGGUCAUACUCUUCAUCGAACCGCAGUUCAUCAAGGCCUCACCACCUAUCACUACGUGA